Monascus purpureus is the source of this 1185-nucleotide messenger RNA. The record is from the annotation of a GenBank genome assembly. NCBI's taxonomy places the organism in Eukaryota, Fungi, Ascomycota, Eurotiomycetes, Eurotiales, Aspergillaceae.
AUGGUUACAGCUUGGGACUUUUCUAAUGCUGGACAGAUCUUCGCCUGGAUUGCCUUUGGCACCAUCGGUCCCUUCUACAUCGGCACCGAAAUCGAGGGCUUGGUCAUCCUCUUCCACCCGGACUACGUGGCGAAGAAAUGGCACAGUACGCUGCUCAUGUGGGCGAUCAUAAUCAUUCCAUUCAUUGUCAAUGUCUGGGCCCGGCGUCUUCUGCCUGCAAUUGAAGUCAUUGGAGGCAUCCUGCACAUCAUCUUCUUGCCGGUCAUUCUGGUCACGGUGAUUGUCCUGGGCCCGCGCAAUCCGUCGUCCUUUGUGUGGGCCACUUUCGUUGAUAACAUGAGUGGAUGGGACAAUGACGGUGUAAUCUGGUCAAUUGGUCUUCUCACCGCCGUCGGUUGCGUAUACGGCUUUGAUGGUGUCGCCCAUAUGGGGGAGGAAGUCAAGAAUGCCAAGAAAGCCGUUCCGCAAGCAAUGGUCUAUGGAGUCCUAAUUAACGCUGUCGCCGGGUUCGGAUUCCUCGUUGGCAUCCUGUAUUGUAUGGGAAACAUGGAAGCAGCCCUGGAAUCCAAGACCGGGUAUCCCAUCAUGGAAAUCUUCUACCUCGCCACAGGAUCCAAUGCAGGAACAGUGGUUUUGACCCUGCUGAUCAUGCUGCCGGGAUUCAUCGCUUCUUUCAACGGCAUGGCAUCCGUGAGUCGACUGCUCUGGUCAUUUGCCCGCGACAACGGGCUCCCUUUCUCCAAAUUCUUUGCGCAUAUCUCGCCCCGGUACAAGAUCCCCAUGCGCUGUCUUUACUUGACAGUUGCCAUUCAGAUUAUUCUAUCGCUCAUCAACAUCGGCUCGACAACGGCCUUCUUUGCGCUUCUGUCGCUGAGCAGUCUUACCUUUUACAUCUCGUAUCUCAUCCCUCUUGUCUGCCUUGUGUGGCAACGGAUGCGUGUUCCCAUCGAAUGGGGGCCAUGGUCUCUAGGGAAAUGGGGUCUCCCUUUGAACCUCAUCUCAAUCGCGUUUAUCAUUUACAUCUCCAUAUUCCUCCCUUUUCCGGCACAGAUGCCUGUCACUGCCGCCAAUAUGAACUAUGCCUCGCUGGUCUUCGGGGCUGUCGUGAUAUUUUCCGUCGUGGAUUGGUCUUUGCGGGGUAGGAAGAAAUGGUCCGGUCCGAGUCUCGAGAUGGAUGCAGAAUAG